Molecule: messenger RNA, 2522 nt
Organism: Chara braunii
Lineage: Eukaryota; Viridiplantae; Streptophyta; Charophyceae; Charales; Characeae
Source: the annotation of a GenBank genome assembly
GCGACAGACCUACAGAUCGAACCCCUACGACAGCCUACAAGUUACUUAGUAGUACACACGUCACAGGUUCAACUCUCGGGGUCUACACAGGUACCCCCUGCGGCAGCGUUGGUGAGUUGCCACAUCAGCAGGACACGUCAGCAAUGCCAUGUCAGCAACCAGUCACCGCAGCAGCAGGUCACAUCAGUGCAUGGUGCUCACCCGCCGGACCCUCCAACUUGACGGACCGAGUCAACGUCUUGGAAAUCAACGCCGGGACUCUCAAGGAUGGCGCUCUAGCGACAAAUCAGCGGAUUGACCAGCGGAUUUGUGCCACCACAGCCAGUCUGACCGCGACUACUCGUGAGAGCAUCCCAAAGUUUGACGGCCUGCCGAUCUUUUGCGAUGCAGCGAAGACGGACCCGAUUCCAUGGUGGCGCAAGUUCGAGUUGAAGUUGGACAUUCACCACGUCAGCAACCCGAACCGGCACGCAUACUUAUACUCCCGCUCGGGGGGCGCGUGCCAGGCAUGGCUGGACAACAUGUUGUCCACGCACACCGUCGCAGUCUCCGAGCUGCAUACGAAGAUCAACUGGGCUGAUCUCAAGGCAGCAUGGCAUAAGCGGUUCCAAGUGGAGCCGCCCGAGCUUCAGGCAGUCGAGAAACUUCAACGGUUCUAUCAGAAUGACCUGCCGAGCCUGGACUGGAUAACGGAGUACCAACGCUUGGCGUCCACGCCCAACUUGUCGUUGCCCUUCGUCGCGAUCAAACACUUCUUCACCAGGAAGAGUUGUCCGGUGUUGCAGAACGCCUUGACGCAAGUUGCGGAGACGCUCACCACAAGUGAGCAGCUUUUUGAUAAAGCCUCGCAGAUCAUCAUGACGAACACCGAAGCCAAGAAUUUGAGUUGUUCGUCUGCUGCGAGCCAGGGCAGAGAUCAGCAUCGGCCGAAAGUGGUCGUGGUCGCAGCAACUACAGUGACCGGCGCCUCAAACGAGGCUGCCUCUUCUGAUGACGGAGACAGAUUGGCAGCCGCCCGGGAUGGUGGCCGCCCCGCCACAGGGCGAGGACGCGACAAACCGAAGACACACACCAAUUCAUCCCCCGGGGUCGGACCAGCGGCUCAAGAGCCUUGGACACAUUACGCCCACGGGCUGCAUGAUCGGAUCGAUGCGUGGAGAGUGGCUACGUCCCCCACGCCGCGAUCUGGCCAUGCAGAACGCAUGCGCUCUCGGCUCACGAGCAAAGUAGCCUGCGAGUUUCGCAUGCAGCGGUACGAUGAUAACAACGCACCGCUCCUUUAUGUCCGUAUCCAAGUUGGGCAAGCGUCUUGCAACGCUUUGCUGGAUAGCGGCACGACUCGCAAUUUCAUCAGCCAAUCCUUUAUCCAAAGGGACGGCCUUGGCGCACAAGUUCAAAGGAAGCCAAGCCCAACAGCGAUCAAGUUGGCGGACGGUCGGACGCAACAACUCCUCGAUCGCUACAUUGAAGCUGUGCCAGUUUAUUUCGCACCUCAUGCACAUGAACCGGUGACAUUUGACGUCUUGGACACGGACUUCGACAUCAUUUUGGGGAUGCCUUGGCUUGCAAGUGCGGAUCACACGGUUAACUUCCAUCGGCGGACACGUACCGUUCGCGGCGCCUUCGGCGCUGAGGUGCCGUGUAUCAUUCCUCUUCCGCACCCCUCGAUCCGGUGCCAAGUUGUAACGGCCAAGUCUUUUCGGGCCACUUGCGCUUACGAGUGGACCGGCGAGAUAGGCCUAUGUUUUCUACGACCCAUCGCAACGACCGAAUUUUCACCUACGGACUUGUUUUCGAACCCCCGAGUGGUGCGGCUGCUCGACGAUUUCACCGACAUCUUCGAGUCUCCUACCGGUGUUGUGUUGGAUCGACCGAUCUCCCACGAGAUCAUUCUUGAGGCCGGUGCCAUGCCGCCGAAAGGAUGCAUCUAUCGCAUGAGCGAGGGAGAGCUCACGGUUCUCCACGUGCAACUCGAUGAUCUGUUGGACAAGGGCUGGAUCCACCCUAGUAGCUCACCAUACGGUGAGCCAGUUCUCUUCGUACAAAAGAAGAACAAGGAUCUUCGCUUUUGCAUCGACUACCGCAAGCUCAGCGCACAAACCGUCAAGAAUGCGGGACCUCUUCCGCGGAUUAACAACCUUCUCGAGCGUUUGGGCGGUGCAAAAUUCUUCUCGAAGUUGGACUUUAAGUCGGGCUAUCACCAAAUCUCGAUACACCCACAAGAUCGCUACAAAUCUGCGUUCAAAACGCAGUACGGGCAUUUUGAGUGGGUCGUUAUGCCUUUUGGCCUCACCAAUGCCCCGACGACUUUUCAAGCGGCAAUGACCAACGAGUUCCGUGCGAUGUUGGACCGGUUCGUGCUAGUCUACUUAGACGACAUUCUCGUCUAUAGCCGGACAUUGGAGGAUCAUCUUGAGCACCUUCGAUGAGUGUUGGAGACGCUCCGCUGCGCCAAGUACAAAGCCAACCGCGACAAGUGUGAAUUUGCCCGGCAAGAGCUGGAAUACUUGGGCCAUUUUGUC